AUGAGGUUUUCUCGGGGGGCGCUCCUGGUCGCCGUCUGCCUGAUCGCGGCCUUUGCGGUCGCCAGCGCGGCGGACGCGAAGCCCAACCGCAAGCUCCUCGGGGAGAAGGCGGCGGACUGCUACGGCUGGUACUGCGGCGGCCGCGGCCGCAACUGGAACCGCGGACCCUGGAACCGCGGGUGGAACGGCGGCUUCUACCCCAGCUGGGGUGGCAGCUAUUACCCCGUCUACGGCGGUGGCUGGUCCCAGGCCUCCGCCUCCGCCCAGGCCGGCAGCUUCGGCUUCGGCGGCGGCUUCUCUAGCGCCAACGCCUUCGCCAGCGCCAACGCCGGCGGGUGGGGUCGUCGCUAA
Molecule: messenger RNA, 351 nt
Organism: Monoraphidium neglectum
Lineage: Eukaryota; Viridiplantae; Chlorophyta; Chlorophyceae; Sphaeropleales; Selenastraceae
Exons: 3
Coding region: 1-351 (116 amino acids)
Source: RefSeq, a predicted model, not a curated record